AUGUCUCUAGUGUCGCCUGGCGUAGCACCCGUAGGAAAUGAGAUGUCACCGGUGAGACUCAUAGCGACAGACAAUUGGUCACUAUUACGCCAGCUGAUGACAUUCGUUCAAGAUGCCCGGUGUCAGAUGCCCAACGUGCGCGAAGGAGGGGACGUGAAGACUCAAUUCCGACAAUGGAACAGAAUACUCAAAACGCUGACCCUCGGCCCUGGGUCUUGUAGAGCAAGAUUGCCCUGGAGGCUCGCGGACUGGACACGCCUCCGACGAUCACAACGGCACAAAAUUGAGAUGGAGUACUCCGAUUAG
Histoplasma capsulatum G186AR is the source of this 306-nucleotide messenger RNA. RefSeq lists its product as uncharacterized. Bases 1 to 306 code for a protein of 101 amino acids. Lineage: Eukaryota; Fungi; Ascomycota; Eurotiomycetes; Onygenales; Ajellomycetaceae. The record is from RefSeq and is a predicted model, not a curated record. The transcript has 2 exons.